AUGAAGCGCACGAAAUCUCUCCAAAAAGGUUCCUUCCCACAACCAGAGACUCUCUCUCGACUCACACAAGACAUCCUUGAAGCGCAAGCAUCUGUCAGCCAGAUGAUACGCGACGAGAAACUCAGUGUACAAAAAGACAGCGCACGGCUACUUUCAUUUGCCAUCCGAGACACAGAUACAAAAACCUUGGAGGUCGACUGGGAAGACUACCUAUCCGCAUUCACCACGAACGACAACCUCAAACUAGAGAGGCCGCUUCUCAGUAGUGCGGACACGGAAACGCUGGCCCGUCCUAAGCGACCAGUACCAAGUCAUGAGCGUGAAUUGGACCUGGCAAGCGAAUAUGUCUGUAGACUUGGUGAAGCCGAUCUCCCUGACGGCCUACGAGACAGCGUAGAGAAAGUGAUGACAAAAGUCAAAAGCGAAAAGCUUCACUGUUCCAAGGAGUCACUUAGACUGAUUCAAAAGAUUACGGGCUCGACAGGCUUUUCUCCCCAGGAUCUACAUGAGCUAUGGGAUACUGUGAAGGUCGAGGCGGACAUUGUUCCCAAGAGCUGGCCUGUUCCACAAAAACCAUCCAACGAUCACCCCAUUACCAUCUCGAGUCAACUCACAGCACAAGUUCCACAAUAUAGCAGCCCCCAUCAUACACCACCCAUCCUCUUUCUCUCGACAGCACUCCUCAAGAGCCACCUUCGACUAGUUCAAAGCCUUGAAAGGGCAGAAGAACGCCCCGUCAUCAUCUAUAGGGACUACGAUAACAGCUCCCAGCAGACAUCCAAGCCCGCACCCACUCAGACAAACCAAUCCAUCCCCCCAAAAGAAGCAGACAUCAUCAUUUCUCCUUCAACCAGCAUAAUCCUCACCACCUCGCAAGCAACCACCCAACGAUACCUCCCAGGCCACAGACUACACCUUCACAUCACCAGCAGUAGCAACAACAACAACAACGGCAUCAAAGAAACCAUCAACUCCCCACUCCGCGAACAAAUCUUCCUCCUCGCACCGCGCUACGAACAGAUCUACGUCCUCAUCACCCACACCACACCCCCACCCGCACAAAAUACAAACCCCAACCACAACCACCAGCCAUGGACAGCCGACGAGCAAAUACUAUCCAACCUGACGUCCCUAGCAGCAUUUUGCGCAUCCCUAGCACCGCACGUCACGGUGCAGCCGUUGAUUCUCCCAUCGGGGGCGGAAACCGCCGCACGGUGGGUACUGGCUCUGGCCAAGAAACACGCCAUUGCGCUCCCAGAGGGCAAUCAGGGUCUGGACAGCGUGGAAGAGACGUGUUGGGAGGUUUUUCUACGUCGCGUUGGGUUGAAUCCUUAUGCAGCGAGGGCUUUGUUGGGUGCGUUGAAGGCGGAUUCUGGUACUGAUGGGGGAGGCGAGCUCUCGGGGUUAUGGGGGUUAUGGGGGAUGUGGUCAGAGCCAAACAGACGGGUCUUACGUGAAUUGAUAGGCGAGAGGGUCUUUCAUCGGAUGGAGGGGAUACUCGAGAAGGACUGGCAGUGCGACUGGGCGUUGAAUUUCGGGGAUGAUCAGACGUGA
Messenger RNA from Aspergillus candidus, 1554 nucleotides. RefSeq lists its product as uncharacterized. Lineage: Eukaryota; Fungi; Ascomycota; Eurotiomycetes; Eurotiales; Aspergillaceae. The record is from RefSeq and is a predicted model, not a curated record. The transcript is spliced from 2 exons. The coding region runs from base 1 to 1554 and encodes 517 amino acids.